Molecule: messenger RNA, 1676 nt
Organism: Gilbertella persicaria
Lineage: Eukaryota; Fungi; Mucoromycota; Mucoromycetes; Mucorales; Choanephoraceae
Product: mate-domain-containing protein
Exons: 2
Coding region: 39-1535 (498 amino acids)
Biological process (GO): xenobiotic detoxification by transmembrane export across the plasma membrane
Cellular component (GO): membrane
Molecular function (GO): antiporter activity; xenobiotic transmembrane transporter activity
Source: RefSeq, a predicted model, not a curated record
UUUUUUUAUUUAUUUCUUUUUCUUCUUUGUCAUUCUAAAUGAAUCAAUUUGAACAAGAUACUAUCUCUGUUCAUUCUUCUUUGUCUUCUACUCCUACAGAAACAACACCUUUAAUUGCUAACAAAAACAAUGAGAAAGAAGAAUCAAGCUGGGCCAAUGAAUUCCGUUGGCUAUUUAAGAAUGCAAUCCCAGUGAUUUUCACUUUUUUGAUGCAAAAUUCGCUUCAAAUGGCUUCUAUCUUUACACUGGGUCAUUUGGGUUCCACAGAAUUAGCAGCCGCAGCCUUAUCAACCAUGUUUGCCAAUGUAAGUGCUUGGUCUAUUGCAUUUGGUACAUCAGCAGCUUUGGAUACGCUGUGUUCUCAAGCAUGGACAGGUGCUAAGGAUAAAACAUUGGUAGGUGUUCAUCUUCAACGAGCCCUUUGUAUCCUUGGUAUCAUGUUUAUUCCUAUUGCCAUUGUCUGGUGGAAUUGUACCAAGAUUUUAUUAAGCUUGAAUCAAGAGCCUGAGUUAGCCGCAUUGGCAGGCACUUUUCUUCGUUGUCUGAUGUUUGGUGCUCCUGCUUUUAUUGCCUUUGAAGCAACCAAAAAGUUCUUGCAAGCCCAAGGUAUCAUGCAAGCCUCCACUUAUAUUCUUAUGAUUGUUUCACCUAUCAAUCUCUUAUUGAAUUAUACACUUGUCUAUCUUCCUCCUUUCCAAUUGGGUUUUGCUGGUGCUCCCAUUGCUACUGCUUGUAGUUAUUGGCUCAUGCUGGUCUUGUUGGUUUGCUAUAUUCGAUUUGUGGAUGGUAAGGAAGCAUGGGGAGGCUGGACCUCUGAAUGUUUGACGGGUUGGUGGCCCUUUUUAAAGCUCUCUAUUCCUUCUCUUUUGAUGAUAACAGCCGAAUGGUGGGCAUUUGAAAUUUCCUCUUUGGCUGCAAGUUAUCUUAGUACCCGUGACUUGGCUGCUCAAUCUAUUUUGUUGACUACAGCCAGUGCUACUUACACCAUUCCUUUUGGUAUCAGUGUGGCUGCUUCUAACCGUGUUGGUAAUGCGCUUGGUGAAUGCAAUGCUCAAAAAGCACGUCGUGCCUCCAUCAUGGCGUUUUCGUUUGCUAUCUUUUUCGGCAGUCUUAAUUCUGUCUUCUUUUUGGCUGUUCGUUCCAAGUUUGGUUAUCUGUUUACAGAAGAUGGAGAUGUUGUACAAUUAGUUGCUGAAAUUGCACCCCUUUGUGCCUUGUUUCAAAUUGCAGAUGGUCUAUCUGGUGUAUGUGGUGGUGUGAUUCGUGGUAUGGGCCGUCAAUUGUUUGCUGCCUGGGUUAAUUUGGUUUCUUACUAUGUGAUUGCAUUGCCGCUCGGUUACUAUUUGACGUUUGUGCAUGAUUGGGAUUUAUAUGGUCUCUGGUCUGGUUUGACACUUGCCUUGUUCUUAGUGGCAAUUGGUGAACUUGUGUUUUUGUUGCGUGUGGAUUAUGAAGAAGAAGCUCGCAAGACUCAAGAGCGUGUUCAUUCAGAUGAAGAUAAGCUUCAUGAAGAACAUCCACAUGCUGUUGUUUAACUUAUUCAUAUGAUCAGCAAUAGCUGUCGUCUUUACAUACCUUUCUUUAUUCUACUUAAUUUACUAGAAGUCACCAAUAAACUUGUAGAUUUAUACAAAAAAAAUAAACAGGAGGACACUCAACUUUUAUGAUGAACUGAA